AUGCUAAAAGAUCUGCAAAAGCCCGCUCGACCACUUCCCAGCGACUCGCGGCCACGUGCGGGAAUGUACGAGCGCUAUCUGCACUGUAAAGGGAGGCUACAUCGCCCUACGCAAUGUGAUGGCAGACGAGCAGAACGUGGUUACCCGGCAUUCUUGACUCGGAAUUUGUGGGAUGGUAUCCUGACUACUAGGAGUAUGCGCAGAUUAUGUGGCCGGACCUUUGGAGGCACUGGCCUGUGUGGAUGGCGAAGACAGCACCACAGCGGUGGGAUCUUGAAGGAAUCAUUGCUUCAAGAAAGGUUUUGUUUUGAGUUGAUAGGGGAGUACUACACGCUAGUUGAAAACAUUCAGCAUGUACUGUCAAAGCCAUAA
This is a messenger RNA of Penicillium hordei, 372 nucleotides long. RefSeq lists its product as uncharacterized. Lineage: Eukaryota; Fungi; Ascomycota; Eurotiomycetes; Eurotiales; Aspergillaceae. The record is from RefSeq and is a predicted model, not a curated record. The coding region runs from base 1 to 372 and encodes 123 amino acids. The transcript is spliced from 2 exons.